GAAUUACCAACCCUUUCUACAACCAAUAUAAGAAAACCCUCUAUAUAUAUAUAUAUAUAUAUAAGCUAGGAAGGCACCAAGGCACCAUUGUUGCAAAAGAAAGGGAGAGCUAGAGGAAGAUGGAUUCGAACAGAGCAGAAGCUAAUCAAAAGCCUCAUGCAAUCUGUGUUCCAUUGCCAUUUCAAAGCCACAUAAAGGCCAUGCUUAAAUUUUCAAAGCUUCUCCAUCAAAAAGGCUUUCACAUAACCUUCGUCAACACCGACUUCAAUCACCAUCGUCUCAUCAAAUCCAAUGCCUCCGGCAGCUCCUUGGACAGCUUCCCUGACUUCCGCUUCCAAACCAUCCCGGACGGUCUACCCCCUUCGGAUCCCAAUGCCACCCAAGACGUCAUUUCUCUUUUUGACUCCGUUUCGAAAAACAUGUUGCCUCCAUUUUCCGACCUCCUCAACAAUCUCAAUACUGCAACUCCAAACGUUAAUCCUCCCGUUACUUGCAUUGUCUCAGAUGCUUUCAUGUCGUUUACUAUAACGGCAGCAGAAAAGCUUGGAAUCCCUGUAGUAAUGCUCCUCACCAUCUCGGCAUCACGUUGCAAACUGCUCUCUACGGCCAUAAGACUCAAAGAUUUUGAUGGUAAGUUCAUAAUCGAAGGAGUGAAGAAAGCUAGAAAAGCUUCAGGAGUUGUAAUCCAUACAUUUGAUGCCUUAGAGGGAGAAGUUUUGGGUGCUCUAUCACCUCUAUUUCCUCAUGUUUAUGCAGUUGGACCGCUCCAACUAUUACUCAAUCACUCACCCAACGACGACCCUUUGAAGGCAGUUGGGUAUAGCUUAUGGAAAGAAGAAGAUGAGUGCCUCCAUUGGCUUGAUUCCAAGCAACCCAAUUCAGUGAUAUAUGUGAAUUUUGGCAGCGUAGCUGUCAUGACCCAACAACAGUUGCUUGAAUUUGCUUGGGGCCUUGCAAAUAGCAACUUUCCAUUUCUGCUAAUUCUUAGGCAUGAUCUAGUUAUUGGGGAAUCAGCAAUUUUGCCGCCAGAGUUUUCUUUAGAAACUAAAGAAAGAGGUUUAAUAGCUACUUGGUGCCCUCAAGAGGAGGUGCUGAACCACCCCGCCGUCGGGGCGUUCUUAACACACUGUGGUUGGAAUUCAAUGAUUGAAGGCCUGUCGGCCGGGGUGCCAUUGCUUUGUUGUCCAUUCUUCGGGGAUCAGCCAACAAAUUGUAGGUAUGCUUGCGAUGUGUGGAGGAUUGGGAUGGAGAUUGAGAAUAAUUCCACGAGAAAGGAGGUGGAGAAGAUUGUGAGAAAGUUGAUGGAGGGAGAGAAUGGUAAGAAAAUCAAGCAGAAUGUGUUGGAGUGGAAGAAAUUAGCAGAGGAGGCCACGGAUCUACAUGGUUCAUCAUCCAGAAAUUUGGAAAAUUUAGUCAACUUGCUUUUAUCAAAAUGUUAGCAGUUUGGAAAGUUCAGGCUUUCAGAUGAACACCUUAUGGUUAUGUGAGAGUUUGUGAUUUGGCAGCUUAAAAGUUUCUGUAUAUUUCAUUCGCAAUAUAUAUAUAUAACAUUUAGAGUGA
This is a messenger RNA of Corylus avellana, 1560 nucleotides long. Lineage: Eukaryota; Viridiplantae; Streptophyta; Magnoliopsida; Fagales; Betulaceae. The record is from RefSeq and is a predicted model, not a curated record.